AUGUUCAAAAACCUCAAAGAGAAACAUGCAGCGCUCUUCGAAUCCAAGCAGUCCAAUGCACCCGCCGCAGUUAGUGAGCGCGGUCAAGAUCUGACGUCAAUCCUGGACCGGUCGCAGCGAGCCGAUCUCACAGUGUUGGUAGCGGAGAUCGCAGAAUCAAUGCGGAUUGCGAUUAUCGAGGUGUUCGAAACCCCUGAUACGCCUACUACAAAUGAAUGGUCUCCAAAUCGAAGUCCAACUCUUGAAAGAGACGAAGCAGCACCGCCAUUACCUGCUACACCGCAGGAUGGAUCCAUUCCAAACUCUGCCUCGGGAGAGAGGGGUAAACAGCGACGACAAUCUGGCCCGGGUAGAAACGCCACCGCAGCAGCAGCUAAAGCUCGUGCUAAACGGAGGACCCUCUCGCAUUUCGAAGACUGGAGAGACGCGGUGCUGUUGCGAAUUGGCCGAGUCGUUAAUAAGGAUGAUGAGGACCAGGAACAACACAGCUCAGAUGUUGCUAAUUCCGACGACCUCCCAUUGAAUGAGGAUAAGGAGAGAAUGGAGAAAUUGCGCCAGAUUUAUCAUCCCAUUGAGACGCCACUACUCCAGCUCCCGAAAGCCACACGGCUGCUCAUUCUGCAUUCGCUUUUAUUGUUGCUGCUCAGCUUAGAGCACUACAGUGCCUACUCUCGAGUUUUGCUGCUGCAUGUCUCAUCCAGCCUGGAGAUUGACAUAAAGGUGCUGAAUGAGGACGAGGUCAAAGUGGCCCGUGGGUUAUUGGACACUGCAUUGGCCCUCUCCCAAGAACCGGAAAACAAACCACCAGAGAAAAAGAAGGAUAAUUCCAGGAAAUGGAAGGUCGGCAUUGCAUCGGUUGCCGGCGCUGCUCUGAUUGGUAUCACAGGUGGCCUUGCGGCUCCGUUCAUAGCCGCUGGGAUUGGAACUGUCAUGGGCGGUCUAGGACUCGGUGCUACUGCCGCAGCUGGGUAUUUGGGUGUCCUGGCCGGUAGUAGUGUGGUGGUCGGUAGCCUCUUCGGUGCUUAUGGCGGACGAAUGACUGGUCGCAUGAUGGAUAAAUAUGCACGCGAGGUAGAGGACUUCGCAUUCAUUCCAAUUCGAGGAUCACCAAAGCAGAAGACCGAGAAAGAAAGCGAGGCUGCUCAACAGGACCACCGACUUCGUGUCACUAUUGGUGUCACCGGGUGGGUGAAGGAGGAGUCGAACUUUGUGGUUCCAUGGCGUGUCCUUGGGUCUGAGUCGGAGGUGUUCGCCCUGCGCUGGGAAACCGAAUCUCUACUGAACCUUGGCAACGCAAUCUCUGCCCUCGUCACCAGUGCAGCGUGGUCUAUGGCUGGACGGGAAGUCCUGGCUCGAACCAUUUUCUCGUCGGUCAUGAGCGCAGUGAUGCUGCCGCUUGGUCUUAUAAAUAUCGCCAGUGUCGUCGACAAUCCGUUCAGCGUUGCCAAAUCCCGAGCCGAUAAGGCCGGUAAAGUUCUGGCAGAUGCUUUGAUUAACAAGGCCCAGGGCGAGCGGCCUGUCACUCUCAUCGGGUACUCCCUGGGCUCUCGCUUGAUUUUCUCUUGUCUGCAGAGCCUCUGCCGGAGAGGUGCUUACGGCCUCGUCGAAUCCGUCAUUCUUAUGGGAUCGCCAACCCCAUCUGAUAUUGAGGAUUGGCGCCGUAUCCGUAAUGUGGUGAGCGGACGGGUUGUCAAUGUCUUCUCGGAGAACGAUUCUGUGCUCGCCUUUCUCUAUCGGACAAGCAGCCUCCAGCUUGGUGUUGCAGGGCUGCAGCCUGUUGAAGGGGUUCCAGGUGUUGAGAAUCUCAACGUCAGUGAGACCAUCAGCGGCCACCUUCGAUACCAGUAUCUUCUGGGAAAUAUCCUCACGUCCAUUGGGCUGCAAGAUAUCGAUAAGCACGAAGUGGAGCUUGAGGAGGCUGCCUUGGCGGCCGAAGACAAAAAGCAAGAAGAAGAGCGGCUUCGCAACGAACGUGAAGCGGGGGUGAAGAAGGACGAUCCUGCUGCGCUUGAGAAACUCAAUGGCCAGGAAGGGUUUGGAGAAGAAGAACGGAUGCAGAAGCAGGUGCAGACGCAGACUGAGGAGUAUAUGACGCAUCAUCGGAUUCAAAUGCUGGACCUAGAUGAUGAUGAGUAUGCGUCGCCUUUGCCUGAUCAGCCAGGAAAACAUUCAGCUCUCUAG
Penicillium canariense is the source of this 2181-nucleotide messenger RNA. Its product is annotated as DUF726 domain protein. Lineage: Eukaryota; Fungi; Ascomycota; Eurotiomycetes; Eurotiales; Aspergillaceae. The record is from RefSeq and is a predicted model, not a curated record. The transcript has a single exon. Bases 1 to 2181 code for a protein of 726 amino acids.